Suillus bovinus is the source of this 1305-nucleotide messenger RNA. Its product is annotated as major facilitator superfamily domain-containing protein. NCBI's taxonomy places the organism in Eukaryota, Fungi, Basidiomycota, Agaricomycetes, Boletales, Suillaceae. Gene Ontology annotation, cellular component: membrane. The transcript has 11 exons. The record is from RefSeq and is a predicted model, not a curated record. Gene Ontology annotation, molecular function: transmembrane transporter activity. Gene Ontology annotation, biological process: transmembrane transport. Bases 1 to 1305 code for a protein of 434 amino acids.
AUGCGAGUGGGGUCGUCUGCAAGUGAUUCAAGAGCAGUGUCUAUCUCUGACCUGAAAGUCCAAACGACACCUCAGCGGGUGCGCGCACGAGUGCAAUUUGCGACGGUUUGUGGGUCGAUGUAUCUAGCCGGAUGGAACGAUGGGACAACUGGUCCAUUGCUCCCCCGGAUACAGAAAGUGUAUGGCUUGAAUUUCGUUGUCGUAUCCCUCAUAUUCGUGUUCGCAUGUAUUGGCUUCCUAUCUGGAGCAUUCGCAAACCUAUAUCUAGACGGUAGAUUCGGUUUUGGGAAGGUAAGUUCUGCGUGUCAAGUUCUAGCGUACGCCAUAGAGGCGGGUGCCUUGCCAUUUCCUGCAUUCGUGUUAGGUUACGCCAUCAAUGGCUUCGGACUGGCUCUGCAGUACACACAAUCGAAUGGUUUUGUGGCCAGUCUCAAGAGUAAACCCGAGGUGAAAAUGGGGAUCAUCCAUGCGGUAAGUGCUGGCGCUUUGUCGUCUCCUUUGGCAGCUACACAAUUUGCUCAGCUUCCGCAUUGGUCACUUCACUACCUGUGUAGUCUUGGUAUUGCAUUCAUAAACACUGUAUUGUUGGUUGCGGUCUUUGGGUUGAAAACACAGGAUGAAUGCCUCGCUCAGAUUGGACAGCCAGCAGGCAAAAAGGGAACGAGUGAAAAGAGCCAGUUCAGCCAGAUAUUGCGGCUCAGAGAAGUACACCUUCUCGCCUUCUUCCUUUUGAUAUAUGUAGGAGUGGAGGUCACUGUGGGUGGCUGGAUGGUGACGUACAUAAUCUACGUGCGCGGAGGAGGUCCAAGUUCGGGAUAUAUAUCAUCAGGGUUUUUCGGAGGUCUCAUGAUCGGCCGUGUCGGUCUUUUGUGGGUGAACAAAACGGCGAGUCUCUAUCCCGUUUAUAGCAUGCAACGUAACAGACCUCAAAUUUCACAGGUCGGGGAACGUCGUGUUUUGUUCAUUUACGUCAUUUUGGCAAUUGGGCUGGAACUAAUAGUAUGGCUGGUGCCUUCGCUCAUUGGUGGAGGCGUUGCGAUCUCCAUAAUCGGUAUGCUUUUGGGGCCGAUGUAUCCCAUUGCUGUGAAUCACGCGGUACGAAUCCUCCCUGAGUGGCUCAUCACAGGGUCAAUUAGCUGGAUUGCAGGCUUCGGGCAGGCAGGUUCUGCGCUCUUGCCAUUCUUAAACGGUGCCAUUGCAUCGAAGACGGGAAUCAAGAGUUUACAGCCAUUUCUCAUCUCGAUGAUGGCGUUCAUGAUCGUCCUGUGGGCUUUAGUGCCGAGAACAGCUAGGAGAACUGAAUGA